Salvia splendens (bonfire salvia) is the source of this 4296-nucleotide messenger RNA. Its product is annotated as putative disease resistance protein RGA4. Gene Ontology annotation, molecular function: ADP binding. The record is from RefSeq and is a predicted model, not a curated record. The transcript is spliced from 4 exons. Bases 91 to 3480 code for a protein of 1129 amino acids. Lineage: Eukaryota; Viridiplantae; Streptophyta; Magnoliopsida; Lamiales; Lamiaceae.
CUAAGAUCUCACUUUCUCUCACUCCACCGAUUAUUCAUUUCCCUUCACGAACCUUAACCCUUCUCUCUGAAACUGUUAUCAGCUUAAAGAAUGGAGGGAGCAGCUGCCUCCGCCGUUAUUGAUGUUCUUGUUCAAAACCUGAUCGACUACAAGAAAAAGUUCAUACUUGUUCAAGGUCUCAACAAAGAAGCAGCAAAACUAACUGAGCGUAUGGAUGCUCUCCAGAAAUUCUUGGAAAACGCCGAGAUGAGUACCAUUCCCAGUGAUGGUGUCAAAAGAUGGCUCGACAUGCUUAAAGAGGUGACCAUCGAAGCUGACAAUGUUUUGGAUGAGUUCAACUAUGAUCUCCUUUCCAAAGCAAACAAGCCCAUCAAACCCAUGAAACAAAAGGUACUAUCAUGCUUCUCAUCAUGCCCUAAUAUAUUACGUUCCCGAAAUAUGGCUCUUAGAAUCCGAGAAAUCGAUGAGAAUUUGGAGUAUAUUUACAAUAAGGGAGAGGAGCUUGUCCUCAAUUACAUGGUUGCCACCUAUGAGCCCACUUUGCCUGAUGCUACUUUAGAAACUGACCCAUUCACUCUUGAUCCAAUUUUUAUUGGAAGAGAUGAUGUCGUGUUAGAAAUAGUUGAUAUUCUUACCACUUGUAUGACAACUGAUGAACGUGUUGUUAUCCUUGCCAUUGUGGGAAUGGGAGGAUUGGGGAAAACGACCUUGACCAAAAAAGUCUUCAGUCAUCUAAAGAAAGAGGCUCACUUUGGAUCAUAUAUCUGGGUUUGUGUUUCUCAAAAUUUUGAUCCAAACGUUCUUUUAAGGGAAAUCCUCAAAGGAUUGCCUUCCUCUUCCUAUUCUGAAGUUGAAACUGAGAGUAGGCAAGAUAUGCUGAAAAGGCUUCAAGAAGCUUUAAAAGAUAAAACUUAUCUCCUUAUUCUUGAUAAUGUUUGGAAUCAAGAUCGUCCCAAGUGGGAAGAUUUUAUUAAUUCCUUAUUGGACGUUACUUCUAUCAAGGGAAAUGCUAUUGUUGUUACCACUAGAAUUACAGAGUUUGCUACAAUUGUGAGGCCACAUCAUACACAUGAGCUGAAAGGGCUGUUAGAAAAUGAUUUUUGGACAAUUAUUAAAGAAAAAAGCUUAGGAAAACAAGAUUUUCCAUCGGAAUUAGAGGCUAUUGGGAAAAGGAUUGCAACAAGAUGUCAAGGUUUGCCAUUAGCUGCCAGCGUAUUUGGUGGAAUAAUGCGCGAUAAAUCUGAAGAAGAAUGGCUUUCAGUCGAAGAGAAUUGGCUUUCACACAUUGUAGAUAUCACAAAGAUAUUGAGUUUGAGCUAUGAUAACUUGUCUUCACUGUCACUGAAAAAGUGCUUCACAUACUGUUCGAUUUUUCCAAAAGGUCACAAAAUAGUGAGGCAAGAGUUGAUUGACCUAUGGAUAUUAGAAGGUUUUCUUCAACAUGACGAAAGAAAUGACAUGGAGACUGUGGGCAACAAUGUAUUCAAUAUUCUUCUACACAACUCUUUAUUGGUAGUUGAAGAGAGAGAUGUGUAUGGAAAUGUUGAAAGUUGUGUGAUGCACAAUCUUAUGCAUGAUCUCGCAAGUUCUCUUUUAAGUGGAACCGAUCAAGUUCGAUAUUUGUAUCACGGAGAUGGUGACGCUGAUAUAAAUGAAAGAACAGAAGAAGCAAACAAAUAUGUGCGUACGUUGAUCUUCCAAGGUGAAAUUAUUGAAACCACAGUCUUCUCGGGUUUCAAGUAUUUGCAAUUCCUCACUCUCGAUUGUGAUAAAGUUACAGAGUUACCGAGUUCCAUUCGUAUGUUGAUAUGUUUGAGGAAUCUUAAUAUUUCAAGAACACGAAUUGAAAAUUUGCCAGAUUGGAUUUGUGAACUCGGUGGUUUGCAAAAAUUGUAUGCAUUGACAUGGUCUUUGAAGGAACUGCCAAGUACGUUUGAGUACUUGAUUAGUUUACAGUAUUUUUAUAUUCAGAGUGGUGUAAAGUUGCCUCCUAGGAUUGGGAGAUUAACUAAUCUGCAAGCUCUCAAGUUUAGAGUGGGAGAGCUGAAAGGAUACACGAUUGAAGAGUUGGGGAGUUUGGACAAUCUCGAACGACUGUCUAUUGAGAAUCUGGAAAAGGUAGCUGACACUGAGGAAGCGAAGAAAGCAAAGUUAUCUAAGAAGCGAAAACUAAGCGCCUUGGAGUUAGAAUGGGGUGAAAAUGGGAAAUGUGGAAGAAAUGAUGGGCCUCUCAAAAAGGAAGAAAGGAAUGAUGAGGCUGUGUUGGAAGGACUCAAACCUCACCAAGAGCUAAAGGUGUUAAAGAUUGCAGGAUUCAAAGGCGAAAGAUUACCAUCAUGGAUUGUUGAAAGGAGGCUUGACUGGCUGAUCGAGAUAACACUGAGUAGCUGCCAAGAAUUUGAUGAAAUUCCGACAUUGGGGGACUUGCCAAAUCUCAAAUUUCUUAGUUUGAGCAAAUUGAGCAAUGUGAGGUCUAUAAAUUCUUUAUUCUGUUGGACUGGCAAUAGCGACGAAGUCAUCUUUCCAUCACUUGAAAGUAUGUCAUUGUUAAAUAUGGCUGAGCUGAGCGAGAAGAGACGAACAGAAUUUGCCAAUGAAGUGAAGGUAUUUCCUCAUCUUAAAUCCUUGAAGAUACACCACUGCUAUAGAUUGGAAUAUCUCCCAAACUGGUUAUUCCGUAAAACUCAUAGUCUCUCUGAAUUGGAUAUAAAGCAUUGCCCCAUGUUGAGAAUAUUACCAGAUGGUUUACACGCUCUAGAUUCUCUGGAGCAGUUGACUAUAAGAGGCUGUCGAAGUCUGAGGUCCAUAGCGUAUCCAAGUGGUGGGAGGAGCUUUACAUCCCUCCGUAGUUUGGAGAUUCAUGAUUGCCAUGAGCUGGUGGAAAUGGUGGAGCCAUUGGCGCCUUUGCUCAAGAAAGUGUCUAUGGUGGAGCUAAAGAGCCUUCAGAAUCUACCUAGGUUUCUUCGUUGCUUGGAAAAAUCACAAUUUCUUGAACAACUGACCGUUGUUGCUGUCCCUAUAUUCAUGUUCAAUUCUAGUGGCUAUGUCUGGCCUUUUCGCAGGUUGAAAAAAUUGGAGAUCGAUAUUAGCAGGCUAUGGUCAGAAGAGAAUAGAGUGGCCAUUAAUGCGAGAGUCGACUACAUAUUGCUAGACUGUCACUUUUCACUUGGUGAACUAACUUUGACAGGGCUAGAUAUAUGGAAGUGUUUGCCAAAAUCAAUUCAACAUCUCAAGGUUCUUCAUAGUUUAGAGUUGGAGGGUUUUGGAGAAGAAGCAUUGCCUGAAUGGUUUGGACAUCUCUCAUCUCUAACAAAGUUGUGCCUAUCUGAUUUUACAAACUUGAGGAGUCUUCCCUCAAUGCAGAGACUCACCAAAUUACAGGAGUUUCACAUUCGCGAUUGUCCAAAAUUACGGAUGGCCUCUGAGAGGCACCAGUUGCUGAGUCGCACCAUCAUCUACGUCAAUGGUCACAAGCUUUAGAUCUGCUGCUCAAUUCUUCGUUCCUUCUUGUGUUUCUAUAAGAAAGCUUAGGGGACUCUGGAGGAGGAUGAGGGAGGAUUUGUGUUGGAGUUUGAGGUGAAGAUGGAAUUAUUGUCCAUUAACAUUUCUUCAAAUCCACACUGGUUUGGCAUGUGUUUGUGUUGUGUGUACGUAUUUCUUGUACCUCAAAAUGGUGGCAAAAGAAGAUGAAGCAGAGACUUGUUUCCAAACAAUGUCGAAAUUUGUAUACCAAGAGAUAUUGACGGUUGUACUCAUUUUUAUCCGUGGUGUUAUUGCAUGAAAAUUGUAAAAUGUAUGGUAUUUAAGAAGUUCGGAUUGAUUUUGUUGUUGAACUUUUAUGUAGUUAUGGAUGUGCCGGACACAUCAUGUCAGAGCAAUUGGCGCUGCAUAGCUGCUGAGUCACCUCUGGCAAGCAGGCAACAACGACUCGACAGCUACGCAGCGCAGUUCAACAAACCAGUUUUUCCAUCACAUCAUCAUCAUCAUCAGUAACCAAUUUUGAGCAGCCAUCGGAUCAAUCCUUCUGUUCACUCUGUUUGAACCAACAUUCUCUAAUAAGUAGUAACUAAUAAGAUCUGUUGUGUUACACUGAGAUGUUGUUUCCUGCACUACCUACAUCGCAUACUUUGGGCAAUCCUGGGUGCCAUGGUCAUGGAGUUGGGGCGGAUAUCUUUGUUUCCAUUCUUUCUAUUUUUGUGUUGUUUUGGGCACAUUGUUAGCCCUUUUGUGUGAAGAGGGGUUUAGAUUUGUGAUGGGAGCUUGUUUAAUGUGUAUAAUAAUAGCUUUGUUUCUCUA